AUGGAUUCGCGCCGCACAGGCCAGGCGCCGCGGCUCUCGCUGGGUACGCCGUACCGGAGAAAGGAGAGUGCGCCUGUCGGAGGGCCAGAACAGUCUGGAGAGGCAGCUGUGCGUGCCACAGACACGGAUGCUCUUUUUUCGCGCAUUUCUGCGGUGCAAGCCGGCUAUGUAGCGCCGGAUGCCUAUGCUGCGCUCUUUGUUGCGGGACAGGACGCGCCUAGCCGGCGUCCGCUGCUCAUCAAUAUCGGCACGGCGCUGAGGAGUGGCGAAGUGGAUGCGCGGGUGCAUGCGUUUCUCCUGAGCGCAUCGCUCCAAAUCCCGAGCGACGAAAAGCAAGUCCCAGGCGUGCAGAUCCUGAGCCUCGGCGCGGGAAGCGACACGCGAUUCUGGCGCCUGAGCGAGUCAGACGUACGUACACCGAGUCUCACGCAGAAAAAUCUAGCGGCGCGUGUCCAGCGUUACGUCGAGGUCGACUAUGCGCAGAUCACCGCGAACAAGGCGAGCGCGAUACGCAAGCACGACGAGCUGCGCGCGCCUUUGGGCACGCUAAAAGAGAGCGAGAAUGAGUCCGAGAUUCAUUCGGCGACCUAUGCUCUCCUCGCAGAAGAUUUGCAUACUUUGGGCGGCGAGGCGCCCACGGCCGGCAUGGACCGGCUCCUAGCGCAGCUCGAUCCGAACGUGCCGACACUGCUGCUCUGGGAGUGUGUCUUGGCCUACAUGGAUCCGAGUGCCGCGAACCGAUUUCUGGAGCGGCUUUUUUCCUACUUUCCGCACGUCGCUAUUCUUUGUUACGACAUGUGCAUCAGCGGCGAUCAUGCCGAGCCCGACGCGCCGCCAGACCGGUUUGGACGCAUGAUGCUCCAAAACCUCUCUGCACGUCGUUUAGAGCUGCCAGGCGCGCGUAAGUACACGACGCCGGCCUCGUACGCGGACCGAUUCCAGCGUCUCUUGCAAGCCGCGCACGAAAACGGCGCGAUCCACAGCGACGCCUACUCGCUACGCCACGUGUGGUUGGCGCUCGACGGGGCCGAGCGCCACCGCUUGUCACGCUUGGAAGGACUGGACGAGGUGGAAGAGCUCGAGAUGCUCUUGGGACAUUACUGUAUGAGCUGGGCCGAACGAAUCCUAUAG
Messenger RNA from Malassezia japonica, 1131 nucleotides. RefSeq names its product [phosphatase 2A protein]-leucine-carboxy methyltransferase (gene PPM1). Bases 1 to 1131 code for a protein of 376 amino acids. The record is from RefSeq and is a predicted model, not a curated record. The transcript has a single exon. NCBI's taxonomy places the organism in Eukaryota, Fungi, Basidiomycota, Malasseziomycetes, Malasseziales, Malasseziaceae. Gene Ontology annotation, molecular function: protein C-terminal leucine carboxyl O-methyltransferase activity. Gene Ontology annotation, biological process: C-terminal protein methylation.